Messenger RNA from Malassezia pachydermatis, 1371 nucleotides. Its product is annotated as wd40 repeat-like protein. Bases 1 to 1371 code for a protein of 456 amino acids. Gene Ontology annotation, cellular component: nucleus. The transcript is spliced from 3 exons. The record is from RefSeq and is a predicted model, not a curated record. Gene Ontology annotation, molecular function: protein binding. NCBI's taxonomy places the organism in Eukaryota, Fungi, Basidiomycota, Malasseziomycetes, Malasseziales, Malasseziaceae.
AUGAGGCGCCUUGUCUUGGGUCUCCAGAAAGAUGAAGAAGGGCAGCCUCAUGUCGAUGUCCUAGCUGAUGCCCUACAUCCCUACCCUGCGACGAAGAUUGGAUUUCAUCCAUCCACGCUACGUGUGGGUGAUAGUGUGGAUGCUUCGGAUAAGUCGCGCCAUUCAGAUUGGAGCGUGACCGAUCAAUCUGAUGCCAAUGUUAGCCUGGCUAGUGUUUCGUCUACAAGCACCGUACCAACAGAGGCAGACGCCUACAAUGAAAACGAUACCUACCCUGAUCUUGAUUUACUAGCAAGUUCAGCAGACUGUCUCCAUAUAUGGGAAAUGGAACGCAAUGAAGAUGUAUCAGAAAUGUAUGGGGCCAUGUCGCUACGGAGCUCCAUGGUGUCCAGUAAGAAACCGCCCGCGCCUACACCACGUUUCCUCUUGAAAGAAAAGUGUGCCCUGGCACAUGCAAAAAGCACAGCCUCACCGCCAGCGCCUCUUACGUCUUUCUCGUGGAACGAGCCAUCGCCCAAUUUGAUCGUGACGUCGUCCAUUGAUACCACAUGCACAAUUUGGGACUUACCUACACGUUCAGCGCUCACCCAGCUUAUUGCCCAUGAUCGGGAAGUGUACGAUGUGGAUUGGUGCCCUGGUAGUGCCGAUGUUUUUGCUUCCGUGGGCGCAGAUGGUAGUGUGCGUGUUUUUGACUUGCGCAAUUUGGAGCACUCGACGAUCAUUUAUGAGACGACAUCCGAUGCUAUGCCACACACGGACCGUCGCGAUGCCCAGGAGGGGUCCUAUGGUACUAACGUCCCUCUUUUGCGUAUUUCUUUUAAUCCAUGGGAUGCCAAUUACCUUGCCACUUUCCAUCUGCAGUCUGAGACGGUGCAGAUUCUCGACGUGCGAGCGCCAGGUGUUCCUAUUUUAGAGCUACGUGGACACAGCGGCUCUGUGAACAGUGUAGCGUGGGGUCCUCCCAGUCAGGGUCUGGGCCGCAAUGGUCCGAGCAAGGGUAUGGUGUGCACAGGUGGUGAUGAUGCGCAGUGCCUUGUGUACGACUUGGCGAGUGCGACACUUCGUACGGCCUCCGCCCAAGGACGACGAUCGAGGAAUAGUAUGUAUAACCGAAGCAAUACGCCAAACGAUGGUUUGCGUAUCGGUGCUGAGGUGCCUGUACUGGCUUACACGGCUCCAUCCAUGGUUAACAAUGUGAGCUGGAUGUGCACACCAUUUGGAAGCAAGCGUGCCUCCGCCCAAUACAAACAUCGCAGUUUCUACCGCAAUUUGCUGAAUGAAUGGACAGACUACACGUCGUCCUCUACGGCAACAGGUGCGGACUGGCUAGCUCUAUGUGCGGGCAAGUCUGUCAAAAUUUUGCGUGUAUAG